GAUGCCUGCCCUACGCGGCAAGCAGCGGCGGGCGCUUACCGGCAUUCACUCUUAACGCGCCCGACGCAUGGCAUUGGAGCACAGAGGCUCGGCAAGACCUAUUUUUUUCGACCACAAGAGGAAAAAUGGCAGCUGUACAGCAGCGCUUGGAAGUCCAAUAAUAUCGUGCCAAAUCAACCAAGCAUUGCUCGGUCAAGGUCAGGCUGCCUAACAAGGGCGCCGCAGCCAGCUGGAACGCCCCGCGCUUAUUGGGGCAGCGUGAGGGCGAAGCGGCAUCCAUCAUUUCGGCCUUUCCGUCGAAUACGAUUAUCAGAUAGCCGCCCUUCGUAACCGCGAUGGCGGAUGGCGGUGGUGCCUGUGCCUCUUUAUUGAUUCUUAGUGGCCUCUCCAGAAGCCGCCGAGGCGUCGACAUCGACCAUAUUGUGUUGUCUUCGUUUGGGGCUCCGGGAAGUAUGCAUACGAUGUUGUGGGGAGCAUGCUGUUGCGCCGUUUAAAAGGAGCUGAUGCGGUCUACCCCGACCCUCUUAUUGCUUUCGUAUCCCAUCAUGCACAACCCUCAAUACUUCGCGCCCUUCCAGCUUCCGCCAAAAUGACACAAGGUCCCGACAGCAACGUCGGCAACAGCCACUCCGCACUCCUGCCGCCUGGCCCAUCACCACGCCAAGGACAUGUCGACAACCCGUUCCUGCCCCGUGACGACGCCGCGCCCGUGCCUAGCCGGCCACGGCCGGAGCUGAGGAGGAGCCUGGGGGUCCUGAAAAUGCUAAUACUCGUCGGUGGCACGCUAGCCAUUUUCGCUGUCGUCGGGUUUCUCGCCUUUAUUUGGAAAAGCGCCAACGACGCGAUCGUCGAAACUUCGCCCUCCCCCUCGGCCACCGUCUGGAAGCGCCUGCUCGACUCGGGACGGCUCCUCCAGGUUAUCACCGUAUCCACGGUGCUAAUCCGCUUCGUGGCGGCCCUGCAGGUCGGGGUCGUAACCCAAAUGCUGGCGUCUUUCGUGCUCGAGCGCGGCGGGUGCUCGCUCGAGGACCUCGCGCUGCUUUCUCUUACGCGGGCCGAAACCUCUGGGCCUUUCGGAGGGGUAGCGUUUGCCAUAUGGAGGCAGCGUGGACUAGCGAACAGGGUUUUUGGGGUUUUGCUUUUUCUCCUCCUUAUUGUUUCGGGGGCGACCCAACUCAGCUCGACAAUCCUCGUUGCCGAUUUUGGCCCGGCUAAAGUCUUCGGCAACUACAACAAAUCCAACAUCAAUGUUGCUUUACAGCAUCAAGGCUCGCCGUUUUGGGGGACCGAAAAGAAAAGCUAUUGGGCGAGCCGAGCCCCUGCUUACUUCCGCUUCGCCGAAGAUCCGGGCUCGGCGAUCCAAGGGGAAGAUUAUUACGACACAGGCACCACCAUUCGCGCCUUUCUUCCAUUGGGCAGCUCCAGCCAGCGCACAGCGAUGCGCAGUUACGCCGGCGUUACGUCGGCGUUUGACGCGCGUGUUGCCUGCGUUCGCCCGCGGUUAACGGGAAUCAGUGGCAGCCUAACCAUUAACCACAUGGUUCUUAAAGGAAAUAUCUCGUGGACCGACCAACACGAAGGCGUGCAGCGCUUUUUUCACCUUGACGAUAUUAAUGCUCGCCGUACUGCAGACGCAGUACCCUUUUCCUGCGUUAUAGUUGACGCAGUUAAACCCGACUUUAACUAUCCCCAGCCGCCGGUAACCCCGAUGCCGAUCUUUAUGUGUCCCGUCGGCGAUGAAGUGGGGUUUAUAAAGAGUGUAAUGCGCCCCGAAUGGGAUUAUACAAACCGAGGAUCAGAUGGAUACUUUCUUUUUAAUUUAACGGCGCCUUUAAACCUUUGGAAGCAACGCACAACGACCCCGGAUAGCACGCCCGGCGAGUGGUUCCUUAACCAAACUGGGUUCGCCGAGUCGAACUCUUCGGGGAUAUGGCAAAGCCUCCGCUUCGACGGUUCAAACAUCGGCAUCGACAUCACCUUGUGCUUCUUUCAUCCAGACGAUAGAAAUUACCAAAUUACCGCCAACAGCACCCGCGACGGGCAGGAGCCGUCGCCGCGGUGGUGGAAUACAAGAACGGGCGAGUACGGCAGCGAAGCGGCGCGCGACUUUCUCGGCGCCACGCUGCAACGCCGCACCCCUGAAGACCGCGGCCUACUGCGCUUGCACCCACAAAGGAACUGGUCGGCAGCAAGGUCCAAAGCCGAGGAGGCGGUCCAGCCUAGGACAUUUUAUAACACUUGGUCAUCGUGGGUAAGACCCCAAUUUGGCACCAGCAUUUCUUUAAACACCGCCAAACCUUUUGGCUUUGAUGGGAUAAACGUGCCGCACCGGAGCCACGCGAGCCUUUUCCAAAACAUAAUGGCGAACACGGGCAACAACGCGGCGUUAGCGCUGCAAGCGCUUUUCACCACGCUUAUGCAGAUGGCUUAUUACGACCUCCUGGACGAUUCCUACGUUGAGCUCACCUCGACAAUGCUCUUCUCCCAAAACGUCAUCAUCCCGAACAAAUGGACCGGCUUUUUAACCUUUUGCGGGGUCUUUGCCGCCCACUUCGUCAUCAUGCUCGUGAUCACGGCCGCCUUCUUAAACACGAACAGGAUAAGCUUUUUGGGGAACGCGUGGCACGCCGUCGCGCAGGUGGUGGCGGAAGCGCCACCAAACUUGGACGUUGUAAAGUUUACGGACAAAACGGACGACCAAGUCAAAAAUAAUCUGCGCCGCAAGCCUGGUUAUCCGCCCGUUUUUAUCCGCACAUCGGCGGUGGGCGAGCAGCAGCGCAAAGGGAAGGGCGAAGAGGCGGAACAGAACGGAUAUAAGGGUUUACAGAGUGAAGACGCCGACACGCUGCGUCGGGCGCCUCUGGGAAGCACUUCUUAAGGCUUGGGCUGGCAUGCAAGCACACGACACCAACUGCAAGUGCGCAGCGGUCAGCGAACGAGGUGAAAGGAUUUUACUAGGCACGUGGUGGAAACGCUUCCUGCGCCGGCCGCGGGAAUGGAAGGACGGUUUUCUUGCCGGCAACAAGCUCGGCAAUGUGUAAGCUUUUUAGGGGUCCACGUCGUCUUGAGGACCUUCAGGCUGGUAAGCGCACAGUGCGUCCCAUUAGCUCCAAGUUUCGAAAGUGUUGUUUUCUUGUAGGGCGGCGGCGGGCGCGGACAUCGAGGGCAAGUGGCCGCGUCCAACAGCUCGUUGGUAGCUACUCCACAGCCAGAUCAGGACCUGUUCCGCGCGCAGUGGUGGACCAGAGGUCCAUCUGGCCAACCUGGUGGUUCCUCUACCUGACCGUGCUCUGGUCGAUGCAUAUCGCAUACAACCCACAGGACCCCUGUCCCGAUCAACGCUACCAGUGGCCAAGAUGCCCGCCAAGAUGCAGCUGCGGAUGGCCUUUUUGUUGGCGUGGGCCAGACCUCGAUCCAGGCUUGACGAGCGAAGCUCAAAACUCCA
Molecule: messenger RNA, 3445 nt
Organism: Gaeumannomyces tritici R3-111a-1
Lineage: Eukaryota; Fungi; Ascomycota; Sordariomycetes; Magnaporthales; Magnaporthaceae
Exons: 1
Coding region: 476-2878 (800 amino acids)
Source: RefSeq, a predicted model, not a curated record